CCACGCCGCCCGCGACCAGACGAACGAUGCCGGGCUCCAAGACGGCCGCCGCACCGGGCGUGAAGAGGAAGCGCGACCCCGCCAAGGCCGAGCGCCGCGAGGCCAGGUCGAAGAAGCGCCAGAAGUCGCCCGCCAGCGCCGCCAGCGACGACGGCGAUGUCCAGGCCGAGAUAUUGCAGCUCGAGGCGCAGAUCCUCGAGUCGCGGCGGCACUACAACAACAUCGCGACCCUGCUGCAGCUCGCCAAGCAGCCCGCCGACGACGCCCCCGUGCUCGCCGCCGUCGCCCUCUGCCGCGUCUUCGCGCGCCUGCUGGUGGCCGGCGACAUGGCGAAGAGCAAGGGCAUGGGCGAGGCCGAGGCGACCGUCGUGGCCUGGCUGAAGGAGCGCUACCGCGAGUUCGUCGACACGCUGCUGCACGCCUUCCUGCGCAGCGACAGCCCCGCGAAGCAGUCCGUCGCCCUGACCCUGCUCAUGCGCCUGGUCAAGGAAGAGUCCAAGGCCACCGCCGAGUACAGCCUCAAGAACGGCCCGCUCUCGCGCCUGAUCGAGACGCUCCUGCGCCUGCCCGCCGACGACGCCAACCGCGACGAGUUUGCCGACAAGUACUUCAAGACCUUCGACGACGUGCGCUUCCACACCUUCAAGACCAUCAAGACCAUCCUCGCCACCGACCUCGACAAGACAGAGAAGACCCUCGUGGCCGCGAACAGCCUGUCGCUGCUGCUGUCGCUCGACACCGUCCCGCAAUCGAAAGACGACAUCAAGAACUACCACACAGCGUCGCAGUCCAAGGGCUCACGCCCGACACUGCAGGUGUACAAGCUCCAGGCGCAGGAGGCUUGGCUGGCGACAAUGCGCGCCGGGCUCGACAAGGACCAGCGCAAGGCCAUCCUGACCGUCUUCUCGUACCAGAUUGCGCCCUGGUUCCAGCAGCCCGAGAUGCUCAUGGACUUCCUGACCGAUUCCUACGACGUCGGCGGCGCCACCUCGCUCCUCGCUCUGUCUGGCCUGUACUAUCUCAUAUCCGAGAAGAACCUCGACUACCCGUCAUUCUACCUCAAACUAUACUCUCUGCUGGACGAAGGCCUCCUCCAUUCGAAGCACCGGUCGCGCUUCUUCAGAUUGCUGGAUACCUUCAUGUCCUCGACGCAUUUGCCAGCGGGUCUCGUCGCCAGCUUCAUCAAACGCCUCUCACGCUUAGCUCUGCACGGCCCGCCCGCCGGCGUUGUCAUUGUCAUCCCUUGGGUCUACAAUAUGUUCAAGCGCCACCCGGCUUGCACAUUCAUGAUGCAUCGUGAGGUCCGUGAUCCUGCGCUAAAGGAGAAGCUCGACCUUGAAGGCAUGGACGAUCCCUUUGACAUGGACGAGCUGGAUCCGAUGGAGACAAACGCCAUCGAGAGCAGUGUGUGGGAGCUCGAGGCAUUGCAGUCACACUACCACCCGAACGUGGCCACAUUAGCAAAAAUCAUCUCCGAGCAGUUUACAAAACGAUCCUACAAUUUGGAGGACUUCUUAGACCACUCAUACACAGCUCUCCUUGAUACCGAACUAGACAGAGACCUCAAGAAAGACCCAGAGGUCGAAUUCGAGAUACCCAAGCACAUUUUCACCGCCGAGGAAGGUCUGAACCCAAUAGGCCAGUUGCUCCAGCAAGCUAUAGAAGCAAGAUAGACAUUACAUAGUGUCUACAACAAAGACAAGUUUUCCGUCC
Boeremia exigua is the source of this 1713-nucleotide messenger RNA. Its product is annotated as CBF/Mak21 family-domain-containing protein. The transcript is spliced from 2 exons. The record is from RefSeq and is a predicted model, not a curated record. Lineage: Eukaryota; Fungi; Ascomycota; Dothideomycetes; Pleosporales; Didymellaceae. Gene Ontology annotation, cellular component: nucleolus; Noc4p-Nop14p complex; small-subunit processome. Gene Ontology annotation, biological process: ribosome biogenesis. The coding region runs from base 27 to 1673 and encodes 548 amino acids.